Molecule: messenger RNA, 2149 nt
Organism: Laetiporus sulphureus 93-53
Lineage: Eukaryota; Fungi; Basidiomycota; Agaricomycetes; Polyporales; Laetiporaceae
Exons: 12
Coding region: 445-2028 (527 amino acids)
Biological process (GO): transmembrane transport
Cellular component (GO): plasma membrane
Molecular function (GO): transmembrane transporter activity
Source: RefSeq, a predicted model, not a curated record
GCUUUACCAUAUUGCGAACGAGGAUCGUUCGCACUGAUCUUUAAUACAUGUACUUGCUCCUGACGUCAAUCUCGUGGAGGUCCAGUGGCUCGCACUCCUUAGAGUGCUUCGAGUUGACGCUUUGUUAUCCUAGUCCGGACCAACGUUCGAGUGUCGGUGUCCCGCGAUUCCUCCUUGGCGUGUACGUGAGACCAGAAGCAACCCACAAGGCUUCUUCCCAAUACCCAUGACAGCGCUUCCCUAGUCCCCUUCCCUAGCCACCUUCCCGCGUGAUCCUCUUGCAGCCAACGCCAAUGGAACAGCUGGUGUCGCGAUUGCUAAUGGUAUGACACCCACGGUGCUUCUCGAUAUCAAGGUUUGCUCGAGGCACUCUGAUAGAGGGUGUGAGGUGCAGGCGUGGAUCGUCCUUCACUCUUGGGGCAAGGCUAGGUCAGUGACUAGACUAUGUCAGUCGACAGCGUGCAAGCACUUGGGCGGUCGACCGGAGUGAAGGAGAUCGAGCUAGAGAAGGAGGAGACCGAGUUGGUUUUGGAGGCAGGGAGCAGGACAGCCGAGGAUGGGUUGGCCCCUGGCGGUAAGGCCGGGCUGCUGCAGAAGGUUACCAGGAAGAUGAAGCGAUGGGGGCUUGAGACGAAUGGGAUCCAGCCGGUGCCGCCGGAACAGAGAACAGACCGACGACUCUACCAGAUGUUCUUCGUCUGGUUCUCGGCAAACCUGAAUAUCCUGACGAUGACCACUGGCACUGCGGGACCCGCAUAUUACGGUUUGGGAAUCCGGGAUUCACUGCUCGUUAUUCUGGUCGUUGAUGUAGUCGUGUGUGCGAUCCCAGCAUUCUUUGCUGUCUUUGGCCCAAAGCUCGGCACCCGUGGGAUGGUCGCUGCCCGGUUCUCGUGGGGGUACUACGGCGCACUGAUCCCGAGCAUCCUCGUCGUCGUGGAUAUCCAGGGAUACCUCGUCCUCAACACAAUCGUCGGCGGCCAGACUCUAGGCGCGAUCUCCACACAUUUGAAUGCAUCGCUCGGGAUCGUGAUCAUUGGUAUCGUCACUUUGAUGGUCGUCUUUAGCGGCUAUAAGGUGCUGCAUUGGUACGAGAUGUUUGUCUGGUUCCCGAACGUCGUCGCGUUCGUCGUGAUGCUUGGUGUCAGCGGGAAGCACCUCAUCGCCGCGCCGCUGUCUGGGCCGUCUCCCCCGACUGCCUCACAGAUCAUGACGUUCGGCGCAACUGUUGCUGCGAGCGUUGCGAACUGGUCUCCACUAAUGGCUGAUCAGGGCGUAUAUCAUGAUUGUAAUGCGUCUGCAUGGAGGGUGUUCAUGUACUCAUAUCUCGGCCUCCUCCUAUCUUCUAUGCCAGUACAGAUGCUCGGAGCCGUUUGGACAGCCGGAGCCGACUUCGUGCCCGCCUGGAAAGCAGGCCUAGGGAAUGGGAACGACAUUGGCGGCCUCCUGGGUGCUGUGCUCCUCCCCAUGGGCGGGUUCGGCAAGUUCCUGCUCGUACUACUCUCGUUGACGACCCCGAGCCAGUGCGCACCUGCCAUGUACGCUAUGCUGAACAGCUUCAUGGCGCUGGCCCCAGUGCUUGCAAGGAUCCCAAGGCCGUUACUCGCUAUUGUGUCUACUGCGAUAAUGAUCUCGGUGGGCAUUGUGGGGUCAAGCCGCUUCUAUUCGAUAUUCUCGGAUAUUCUAGCCUUCGUCGGCUACUGGCUCGCGCCCUUCUGCUCGAUCGUGCUCACCGAACAUUUCGUCUUCCGUAAGAGCAGAUAUUCAUCGUACGACGUCCUCGAGGCAUGGAACAAACCCGACCAUCCGAAUCUGCCUCGCAGCUAUGCCUCGUCGUUCACUUUUGCUGCAACGGUCGGGUUCAUCGUGCUCUGCAUGCAGAAGCAGUGGUGGACGGGACCCAUCGCACGCACAGGAACCGGCGACGUGGGAAUGCUACUCGGCUUCUUGUUCGGCGUGUUGGUGUACACGUGCACGAGGUGGGCAGAGAAGACGUGGGAGGCACGAGCAAGGGCAAGGAGCCCGAGAUGAACGCAAGCGGAUUGGACACGGCAUAUGUUCUCGCACUUCCAUUCAUAUGAGACGCAGCUCCUGACGGAGCUAGACUGAGAGUAUGGAUCUGCGCAUCUGCGGGUCUCGCACGUUCACAGUU